Messenger RNA from Darwinula stevensoni, 1050 nucleotides. The record is from the annotation of a GenBank genome assembly. Lineage: Eukaryota; Metazoa; Arthropoda; Ostracoda; Podocopida; Darwinulidae.
AUUGAAACUCAAGGUUAUUACAUUGGAAAAGUAGAAAUUAAAGUUUCGAUUGGAGAUGAAAUUAAACUUGAUGAAAACCAUGUGAUUGCCGAGCGCCGCGAAAAACUAAAAGCCAUACGUGAAACCGCUAAAGCCAAUAAUGGUGCGGCUUUUCCUAAUGAUUUUAAGCCACAGCACAAAGCGGAAGAUUUACAUGCGGAGUAUGGUACGCAAGAUAAAGAAACCUUAGACCCGCAAAAUAUUCCUGCCAUCGUUGCUGGGCGCAUGAUGCUAAAACGCGUGAUGGGUAAAGCCAGCUUUGCGACGAUUCAAGAUACUACAGGUCGAAUACAGCUAUAUAUUGCGCGCGAUGAAAUAGGUGAAGAACUUUAUGAAAGUUUUAAACAUUGGGAUAUGGGCGAUAUCUUGGGCGCAUCAGGUCGCUUAAUGAAAACCAAAACGGGCGAGCUUUCAUUGCAUGUGAGCGAAAUUAAAUUGCUGACAAAAUCACUGCGCCCAUUACCAGAAAAAUUUCACGGCCUGCAAGACCAAGAAGUGAAAUAUCGCCAACGUUAUGUGGAUUUAAUCACCUCUGAAGAAACCCGCGCCACCUUUAUUGCGCGUAGCAAAGUGGUGUCUUCUAUUCGCAACUACAUGAUUGAAAAUGAAUUUUUAGAAGUUGAAACACCGAUGUUGCACCCCAUUCCGGGCAAACCGCUGGAUUUAAGCAAACCGUUUCAACGUUUAACCAUUGUCGGUGCGAUUCAAAAAUAUGCGCCUGAAUACACCUUGGAACAACUCAAUGACACCGCAUUUUUGCGUACUGAGCUUUACAAGCGCGGCAUCAAAGUGUUUGACCACGCAGGCUUGGGCUCGCUACAGUUAAGUUUAUUUGAAGAAACCGCUGAAAGCCAACUGUGGGAGCCGACUUACAUUAUUGACUACCCCGUUGAAGUUUCACCACUGGCGCGCGCGAGUGACAAAAACCCUGAAAUCACCGAGUCGAUCGCUCAAGAAUACCCUCCAUUAAAGCUUAAGAUCGUCUGGGUGCGAUAUGCAGCCAUUUCCGUC